UGACUCCUCCGUCUGUCAACACGAGUGUCCGCUGGACUGUGCAGGGAAACUGCGGGAUGCAAUCGAGUCAUGACCUGCGUUUUUUUUUUCAUCUCGGUCACCUUUUUAGAACCCACAGGACGAACGCUCUUGUCGGCGUUUAAACCACGGAGUGCACGCCCAAAUGCCUUCGACGUCUCGAGCAAGAAACGGGCUGACCAACAUCUGCCGGAGCCGGGAGGACUGAGCAAGGAGAAACCGGGGACCCCCAAAAUACCGUAGCUCUGGUGCACAUUUGUCAAACAAUGGCUGCUAGUGGGCUGCACACGCUGUCCAAGCAGGGCAACGUGGCAGGACUGUCAGCAAUGUCCCUCAGCAACACGUCCUCGGGCCCGACACCAGCUCCUGAUAACAGGGGUUGUAAGAAUGGCGCCCUGAUGAACUCGUUUGGGAUCUUCCUUCAAGGACUCCUUGCUGUGAUGGCUUUCAGCAUUCUCAUGUUGAAACGCUUCCGGGAGCCCAAACAUGAGAGGAGACCCUGGAGAAUCUGGUUCCUGGAUACUUCCAAACAGGCAAUUGGGAUGCUCUUCAUCCACUUUGCUAAUGUUUACCUUUCAGACCUUAAUGAGGAGGAUCCCUGCUCGUUGCACACUGGAACCAAUGUUUUGUUUCCUAGAUACCUCAUUAACUUCUUAUUGGAUGCCUCUCUGGGCAUGUUGUUCAUCUACGCUGGCGUACGAGCCGUCAGUGCAGUUGUCGAGUGGAGGCAAUGGGAGUCUCUCCGUUUUGGAGAAUACGGAGAGCCUAUACAGUGCUCAGCAUGGUUGGGUCAGUGUAUUCUCUACAUCCUCAUCAUGAUGUUUGAGAAAGUCGUUAUCAUGCUGGUCCUCCUCAUCCCCCAAUGGAAGAAGCUGGCGCUCCUCAACCCCAUAGACAAUCCUGAGUUGGAACUUGCCCUCGUCAUGCUUAUCGUUCCAUUCUUCGUUAACGCCCUCAUGUUUUGGGUGGUUGACAAUUUCCUUAUGAAGAAGCACAGGACCAAAGCGAAGCUAGAGGAGAGAGAAGAGGAUUUGCGGGGGAACGGCAAGGUGCGCUACAGACGAGCUCUGUCCCACGACGACUCUGAGUCAGAGAUCCUUUUCUCAGCAGACGAUGAAAUGGAUGAGUCAGACGAGGACGAUGUUCGCCGCCUUAUGGGUCUGAAGACGGUUAAGAAGAAGAAGCUGCGCAUGGGUAUCCCCGUUUGACUGAAUGCCUCGAUAAAUGCGGGGCCAGCUACGAACAUUUCCCCCACUUCCUCUGCAGCCUGAUCAUCAACCUACUCAAGAGACCCUUUCAAACAUAGGAACCCCUUUAAUGGCAGUCAUCCAGGUACCCUAAAUGACUCCUGCAGGUUAAACACACUUGGGUUGGUUUUUAUGUUGCAUUUUGACGUGACACACCUGAGUGAGUGUGGUGUGAGUAUACGAGGAAAAUACAGUACAUAAAGCCGGGCUUACUACGAUGUAUGGACUUGUGUGACGUUGUGCCACCGCACUAAUCUAUGACCACAGAAGAACAGUCACCAUGCACCUUUCUUCUGUUUUGUGUAUUCUUGAUACGGAUUCCAUUUGUGUUCUCAUGUCGAUGUACCACCAUGGGCGCGUGCACAUGCUCUGCUCGUCGCCCCUCAAGCUUGGAGGCGUGUUCAGCACCAAUUCACCCUGAACUACUGUAAUUGUUCCUCAUGUCGGAGGUCGCACAUAGAGGUCUGCAGCAUAAGUGACUUAAAAAAAAUAAAAAAAGACAACAGCAAGUCCAGUCACUGCAGAAGUCCUUAAAUAUCCACUCUACUGGUGUAGUGUGUCUUAAAGACUGCAAUUCUACUCUGUUUUUUUUGUCUAACUAUGUUGUGUUUGAGUGUCUACUCUCCUGUGUCAUUUUUCAUACAGGUUUUAUUUGUGGGCCAAAAGAUCGAGUAUGCUUUGCUCCAAAAUGUUCUUUAUCCCAUCAUUCUUUUGCACAAUUGAUCACAUUGUUUCUCUUUCCUUUGGUGUUUCUUUGGCACUACCGCGUGCCCGAGUGACAUUACCAACAAGUGUUUUGUUUGGUAGUUUUGAUGUGAUUUUGUUUGGUUUAACCAGAGCUCUUGAUGUUCAGGCAUAAUGGAGAAUUCAGGAGGCUCUGAUUUGAAGAAUGUGAUGAGCAUAGACCUCAAUACUGUUAAGUGACUGUGGACCAAACAGUUGGGAGAAAGGGUGUCUGUAUAAAAUAUAUGCCUGCGUGUGCAGUUGAUGUGAACGAUGCAGCCCUUUAAAGUAAAUGGAACGAUAUACAUUAUUAACUGUGACUGUGAUGAUACGGCGCUGUUGUGGACAAUUUCAUGGUAGCAUGAAAAAGAUAUUUUAUUUGAAAGGAGGGAAAUCUUUGGCAUGUUUAUCUCGACCAUGACAAGAAGAGGAAUUGUUUUUGUUUUGUUUUGUUUUUUUGCAAAAUGAUUCAAACAAGAGGGGAAGAUAGUGAGAUAUCAUUAGAAAAGAUUUCCCAAUAAAGAAUGUGAUAAACUAUGUGGUGCAAUUGUCCCAAUAUUAGCUCCUCUUCAUAUUUGCAUGGUACCUGGGUGUUGUUAUGAUGUUUUGGCACCCCAGCAAAUGAAUGUACUGUAGUACAUUUUAGAAUGUUUGUAUUUUACGCCACUAUAUUUUUAAUAAUAAUUGGUUUGUAAUA
Messenger RNA from Phyllopteryx taeniolatus (common seadragon), 2685 nucleotides. RefSeq names its product store-operated calcium entry regulator STIMATE-like. Lineage: Eukaryota; Metazoa; Chordata; Actinopteri; Syngnathiformes; Syngnathidae. Gene Ontology annotation, biological process: activation of store-operated calcium channel activity; chondrocyte differentiation; tissue regeneration. Gene Ontology annotation, molecular function: calcium channel regulator activity. The record is from RefSeq and is a predicted model, not a curated record. The coding region runs from base 285 to 1226 and encodes 313 amino acids. The transcript is spliced from 9 exons. Gene Ontology annotation, cellular component: cortical endoplasmic reticulum; membrane; nucleus.